CGCACUCCUCGCUCGCAUCUUGCUAAACAUGUGAUAUUUGGAACUCGGUAUGGCACCACUCCCCCCCUUUUUGGUGCGUCUGGUUAGCGCUUACCUCACACAGGCGCUCACGCGAAGGCUGUCACGAUCGCCGGUUUUCCUCCACGCUGUGGAUCGCUUAAUUCACUUUGUUGACCAUCUACCCGCUCGAAUCGAGGGAAAGGGUGUACCGCCAUACCAAGGGCCCCCGAUCUUUGACCCCAGGCAGAGGGGCGAAUGGGGGGAUGCAAUCAAGCGGCCCGACGACCCGGGGGAGCCGCACGACUGGAAAUCCCCGUGGUCAAGCCUGCCCAAGCAGGCGCCGUCGUCUCAGCCUGCGUCAGUGCAUAACGCUCACAAGGUGGCGGCGUCGACAAAAACUCCGCGAAUACGGGUCAGGGCUCACACAGCGGCAAAGGAUGCCGAAAGUGAACAAGCACAGGAUGGAGAUUCACAGAGAGAGCGAUGGGCUCGGGAGAUGAAAGAGCUGCAGGAUAAAUUGCGUGGCCGUGGCGGGUGACCCUGGCAUGCUUGAUGUGUGCUGAACCAGAUCCCACUCACACUGUAUUUGUAUGUCCUGUUUUGCAUCAUGACAUCUUUACAUUGCUAGA
Tilletiaria anomala UBC 951 is the source of this 629-nucleotide messenger RNA. RefSeq lists its product as uncharacterized. The record is from RefSeq and is a predicted model, not a curated record. The transcript is spliced from 3 exons. Bases 50 to 538 code for a protein of 162 amino acids. Lineage: Eukaryota; Fungi; Basidiomycota; Exobasidiomycetes; Georgefischeriales; Tilletiariaceae.